GGAUGCCUACAGCUAUAGCAUCCCCUGUACUGCAUGCGAGGCAACGUGAACCCUACGCUAGCUAGCUUGUCUGCAACUUUCUAUCACGAAGGGCUUGUAGCAGCCCUCAACCGCUGAUGUGCGUGCAUAUUGACGUGGUCGGCCGCCAGCCGCAACAGCCAUUUUCUUUCUGCAGACAAGGCAGCGAUGGCUAGAGCAAGCCUGCAUGCAUGAGGAGCGUGUGGACACAUACGUCCAUAGGAACUGCAGGCCAGGGUAGGCAAACCAGAGGGAGAUCACAGUAGGCUACAGGCUGCACGCAGGUGGAGACAUUCCGGAACCCGGGCACCUGUCACCGGUAGCGACCGAGGCCCCACGUGAAAGUGAGCCAGGGUGCGCGAGGACAAGCACGACACAGUUGGAAAGAACAAUAGUCCAAUUCCUAGUAGAAACAGCCACCACCGGAAAAGACGGGAGACGGGCAGAGGUAGGAAGCAUUAGUGGAAAGUGGGUUGCGCGAACACGCCUCCUGCCUAUUUAAGCCGCGCUGUAGUGCUUGGCUUAGUGCACCACAACAACUCGUCCUGCAUCCGUCUUGAUGAGUGAGCGAGAGACCUAGACAGAUCGACAGGUCAAGAAGAGUUUGUGCAUAUUUGAUCUCAGUUGAGGAACAAGAGAGCCAUGGCAGAGCACCACCAGCCCCAACAACAAGAGAUGAACGUGGUCCCUACUAGCGGGCUUGACCUGCCUCCAGGGUUCCGCUUCCACCCUAGUGACAUUGAGAUUAUCAGCGACUACUUAAUGAACAAGGUGCGCAACACAAACUUCACCUGCAUCGCCAUUGGAGAGGUCGAUGUAAACAAGACCGAGCCAUGGGACCUCCCAGAUCAAGCAAAAUGGGGCGAGAAAGAGUGGUACUUCUUCAACCAAAAGGACCGCAAGUAUCCAACGGGGCUGAGGGCAAACCGGGCCACAAAGGCCGGUUAUUGGAAAGCAACAGGAAAAGACAAGGAGGUUUACAAAACCACAGAAGGGGUGUUGAUGUUGGUCGGCAUGAAGAAGACGCUCGUCUUCUACAAGGGCAGGGCUCCUAGGGGUGAUAAAACCAACUGGGUGAUGCAUGAGUAUAGGCUCGAAGGCAGCGGUAGGCUCCUCGGUCCCGCAUCCGCAUCUAGCUCAAUAGCCACUGCUGCCACUGCCACAAAAGCUUCAACUUCUGCUCCCAUGGAUGAGUGGGUGGUCUGUCGUGUGUUUGAAAAGACCACUGGGAUUAAGAAGACGACUGCACCAUCUUACGAGGUUGCCAUGGCUAGCACUGAGAUUGAUCAGAAUCAGAAUAACAUCCAAGCGAUCCCCAUCCCUAUGUCGCUACAGCUGCCAUUGUCUGUGCCUAUGCCCAUGCAAUUUCCCAUCAUUCCAGACUUUGCUAUGGACCCAGUGGCCCCCUACUACCCUAAUGCUAGCACUGGGAUUCCUACGAUGAUGCCGUCUAUGACAGGUAUCAGUGGCACUAGCGGGCUCCAGAUUAACAACGCCCAGUUCAGCAAUCCGAUAAUCGCGUCGCCACAAAUGAACUUCUACCACCAGAUGGGCAUGGGGGCUGUAGCUGGCCGGAUAGACAUGGGGGCUGCAGUUGGCCAAAUGGGUAUGGGGGCAGGAGCUGGCCAGAUGGGCAUGGGGGCAGCAGUUGCCCAGAUGGACAUGGGAGCAGCUGGAGCGGGUGGCUUUGAUGUUGUUGCGCCAGAGAGUAGGCCAUCCUCAAUGGUGUCACAGAAGGAUGACCAGGCUAAUGCCGCUGAGAUCUCAUCGAUGAUGUCUGUGACCGACCCAGGGUCUGCAACCACCACCAUAGAGAUGGAUGGCAUAUGGAAGUAUAAGUAUUGAAGGAGUGAACAUGGAUGGUGGAGGAAAAGACAUGAAUCCACAUAAAUAUGCAUGUUAUAUCUAUAUCUGCAUUUCAUUUGCAUGGUUUAUAUAUUUCGGUAGUGCUAGUUGGUAUGUGAUGUGUGUAUAUAUGCACUAGUAUAUGCAUCAUACCAUUACAUUGUAGUAUGUGUGUCAUUUGGUCUUACUAAUUUGGGGCAUGAUGGUAUGCAUACCUGGAUAUAUGACAUCUGCUUGGUCAUACUGAUGGUUGUAUUGUAAGAAGCAGAUUAGAGUUUAGUACAAUAUUAUCAUGAACCUAUAUAUUAUAUACAUAUGAACUAUAGUAUGUUGCUUAA
Molecule: messenger RNA, 2201 nt
Organism: Sorghum bicolor (sorghum)
Lineage: Eukaryota; Viridiplantae; Streptophyta; Magnoliopsida; Poales; Poaceae
Product: NAC domain-containing protein 100
Exons: 4
Coding region: 661-1863 (400 amino acids)
Biological process (GO): regulation of DNA-templated transcription
Molecular function (GO): DNA binding
Source: RefSeq, a predicted model, not a curated record